Fonticula alba is the source of this 1178-nucleotide messenger RNA. RefSeq lists its product as hypothetical. Bases 184 to 1101 code for a protein of 305 amino acids. The record is from RefSeq and is a predicted model, not a curated record. Lineage: Eukaryota; Rotosphaerida; Fonticulaceae. Gene Ontology annotation, molecular function: protein binding. The transcript has 4 exons.
GCUCGCUCGCUCGCUCGCUCGCUCCCGCUCCCUCAUCCGGCCCGGCACUGCCGGAUCCCCGCCCCCUCUCCUUUCGCUCUCCACUUCGCCCUGAGGCCGGCACUGGCGUGCGAUCGCCCCUCCCCUCCUCCUUCCCUCCCUCGUGCCUGCCCGUCUGUCCCGCUUUGCGCCGCUCUCGCUGCCAUGUUUUCUUCGUGGUUCUCGACGCCGAAGUUCGCCCAUUCCAUGGUCGAUGUGACCCUCGCCUACCGAGAUCUCACCAUCAUCGAUCCGCUGGAGUUCGCCGAGGUUUGCGGGGCGGUGGUUCCCUCGUCGGUCAACUGGUUGGAUCUUUCGCACAACAAGCUCGAGGAUCUCUCUUCCAUCAGUCAGCUGGAUUGCGCGCUCAAGGUGCUGGUGGUCGAUCAUAACCAGUUGACCGGGCACAUUGGCCUGUCGCCGGACAGCCCCGUGACUCAGUCCUUGCGAGUGCUCUGGCUGAAUCACAAUCAGUUCACCAACCUGGCAUCCCUGGUGCAGUCUUUGCUGCUGGCCUGCCCGGAGCUGACCGAGCUCAGUCUCCUCGGCAAUCCCGCCUGCCCAAACUGGAUCAAUGGUGGCUCGGUGGUCGAGUACACACACUACCGGAACUUCAUUGUGGUCAACAUGCCAGGGCUGCAGGUUCUGGACGGCGACCCCAUCACUCCAGCUGAGCGCGACCGGGCAAGCGCCUCGGUGACGCCAACGCUCUCCUCCAGGCAGGUCCCCUCCUUCAUCACCAAGUCCUGUGUCGUUGGGUCCGGGCCAGCCCCGGGACCGGCGCCAACAACGGUCGACCCGAUGCUCGAGUCGGACUCGACGGCUUCCGCGUGUGAAGAAGCCACCUCGACUUCCGCCAAGGAGGCCCUUUCAGAUGAUGACAUUCCCUCCACGCCAAGUGAGGAAAUGUGCCCCUUGUGCGGCAAUCGGCUGGCCAAGUCGCCAGUUGUUGGCUGCGCGAAUGGCUGCAACCAAAACGAUGGAGAAAGCAUCAUGAUGCAGCCUUUCGAGGCGUCGAUCGUUCUGCCGGCAGAGGAGCCCGCCGGGGAUGAGAGUAGUGACUGGACUGACGAUGAGGCGUAGCAUGGGUGUCUCUUCGAUGAGCGACCUUUCCUUUUGCCUCCUGCCUUCUCUCCUACCUCUCUCUCUCUCUCUCUCUC